Molecule: messenger RNA, 1015 nt
Organism: Drosophila sulfurigaster albostrigata
Lineage: Eukaryota; Metazoa; Arthropoda; Insecta; Diptera; Drosophilidae
Product: procathepsin L-like
Exons: 1
Coding region: 8-1015 (335 amino acids)
Biological process (GO): immune response
Cellular component (GO): lysosome
Molecular function (GO): cysteine-type endopeptidase activity
Source: RefSeq, a predicted model, not a curated record
CUUCAAUAUGAAGGCGGUAAUUUGCAUUUUGCUUUUCGCACUCGUGGGAUUUAUCCAGGCAAGAAUCACUUACGAUAAUUUACUUAACGCAGAAUUUGAACUCUUUAAAGUGGAGCAUAAGAAAAGCUACGAUAGCGAAUACGAGGAACAGCUGCGUCUGAAGAUCUUUAAGGACAACAAGAAAUUGAUCGAUAGGCAUAACAAGUUCUAUGUAGCCAAAAAAAAGACUUACAAGAUGGGUGUAAAUAAAUUCACUGACUUGACUCCAGAGGAAUUUAAAAGGCUUAUGCUCCCAAGCCUUAAUACAAAUCAUUCACUGGAAGGUAUCGACUAUAUUUACAAUCCUUCUGCCAAGAAGAACCUUCCAAGUGAAGUUGAUUGGCGUGUUAAGGGUGCUGUUAACCCUGUUAAAGAUCAAGGCCAAUGCGGCUCCUGUUGGGCUUUCUCUGCCGUAGGCUCUCUGGAAAGUCAGUACUUCAUACACAAAGGAAAGAGUGUAUCUCUGUCUGAGCAAAAUCUGAUGGACUGCUCAAGUGACGAUCCCUACGACAACGACGGUUGUGAUGGCGGUUCGCCGAUUGAAGCAUUGAAUUAUGUUAAGGACAAUGGUGGAAUAGAUACAGAAAGUUCUUAUCCGUAUGAAGAAACAGAUGACGAUUGCAGUUAUGAUGAGGACGACGUCGGAGCACAAAUCUCGGGAGUGUCACAAAUUGAAAGUGGAAAUGAAGACGCAUUGGCAGACGCCGUCGCCAAUAAGGGACCCAUCUCGGUAUGUGUCGAUGCCUCCUUCUUCCAAAAUUAUGAAGGUGGCGUCUUAAAUGAACCAUCGUGCUCUCAAGAUACAGACCAUGCUGUAGUUAUUAUUGGCUAUGGCACCGAUCCAGCUGAUGGAGAUUAUUGGUUGGUGAGGAACUCUUGGGGCGAGGAUUGGGGUGAAGACGGAUACAUUCGCAUGGCUCGCAAUUGUGACAAUCAGUGCGGUAUUGCCAAUUCAGCCAUUUAUCCAUUAGUUUAA